AAGCUUCGAUUCUUUCACUCUCUCUCUUCAAUUCUCUCUGCUUCCUCUGUUACAGUUAGCACACCUCUCUCUCCCUCUCAACCCUUCAAGGCCUCGUCACCUCCACCUUCAUCAUCAUCAAAGGCUUUGGUGACGAGCGACUGUUUCAAAUUGUACUACAAGGGUUUGCUGAGGGAGGAAACCUUUGAUAUUUGGGGGGGGAGGAAGGUGGGGGGGAAGAAGGUGGUGGUGGUUGGAGCUGGAGUUGCCAUCUGUGAUCGCAGGGACAACUUGAUAUUCGAAAGUAGGAAGAAUCUCAAAAGUUUAAUCAUUUUGCUGUGUGGAGCAGGAAAACAGCUGAGCUUUUGGCUCUCACUUUGAAGUUGAAAAGGGUCAUAUAUUUUGUGAUGAUUAUCUGAUUUACCAAUAUGUCAUGAGCACACUUCCUGGAAGCAGUGAGAUUUCGGCAUUCGUCAAUCAAGUGACUCGUUUGGAAAGAACCUUUGCAUAUUGCAGCUUGUGUUUAGUGGUGGCAUUAAGUUUGCUUCGAAACUUGCAAUUUGAAACUAUAGCUUCUCAGAGCACCUCCCCUGCAGCAACUUGCAAAGCCAUGAGUGUGAAGGAGACUUGUUUGAUUUGCUUUGAAGACAAUCCUAUUGCUGGAAUGUUUUCAAUUGGUACUUGUCAUCACAAAUAUUGCUUGUCUUGUAUGAAACAUCAUGUGAAAGUGCAAUUGCAAAGCGGGAUUGUGGCACAAUGCCCUCAUAAAGACUGUAAGUGUGAAGUGAAUACUGAAACCUGUAAAAAAUUCUUGUCACCUGAACUUGCUGACAUUAUGAUCGAACGAAUCAAGGAAUCUUCUAUUCCUGUUACGGAGAAAGUGUACUGCACAUUUCCGAGGUGUUCUGCGUUGAUGUCGAAACAGGAAGUCUUGGAACAUACCAAGACUUCUUUUGCUAGUGAGGGAGGCAGGAAGUGCAUGAAAUGCCAUCAGUAUUUUUGUAUCAAUUGCAGGGUGCCUUGGCACUAUGAUAUGAGCUGCUAUGAUUACCAAAGAUCAGAAACCUAUUCCCGCUCGGAAGACCAAUUGGUAAAGUCCCUUGCAAUGAAGAAACUAUGGCGCCAGUGCUCGAAAUGCAAACAUAUGGUUGAACUUGAUUGUGGUUGCUACCACAUCAUUUGCAGAUGUGGACAUCAGUUUUGCUAUACUUGUGGAGCUGAAUGGAAGAACAAUAGAGCAACAUGUUCCUGCCCACUCUGGGACGAGCAUUACAUUAUACGGCCAUAACGAUUGGGACUAUAGUGUAACAUUAUAUAUGAACCGCCCGUUAUCAAAUUACGUACACAUUUUACAACUAAAACAGA
Prunus mume (Japanese apricot) is the source of this 1344-nucleotide messenger RNA. Its product is annotated as E3 ubiquitin-protein ligase RSL1-like. Lineage: Eukaryota; Viridiplantae; Streptophyta; Magnoliopsida; Rosales; Rosaceae. Gene Ontology annotation, biological process: protein ubiquitination. Gene Ontology annotation, molecular function: ubiquitin-protein transferase activity; zinc ion binding. The record is from RefSeq and is a predicted model, not a curated record.